CGGGUGUAGAACACCAUAUGUAAACACAGAAAUUCACUCCAGAUUCAUCAAACAUGUCAUCCAUCCUUCUCAAAAGUGUUAUAAUAGGACUUUUAAAUGUCAUCUCUGUUUUCUCAAGUAAUGUCUCUGUUGACCCCUGCAACAACUACACUGUUCUGAAUGAUUCAAGAAGAUCCACCAGCUAUUAUUCUUCAUCCUCCAUGUGUGACAUAGAUGUCAACUGGGUCGGCUGGUAUCGUCUUUAUCUUAAUGGUCAGAACAUUCGAAUGUCAGAAACAUGUGUGUCAAUAUACAGAUGUGGUACUAAUGUUCCACUGUGGCUCAGUGAUGGACACCCAAAACCUGAGGAUGGAGUGGUGACCAGACAUGUUUGUGGUCACUGGAACAAUUACUGCUGUUAUUUUCAGUCAUUUCCCAUUCGAGUCAAAGCCUGUCCAGACAAUUAUUAUGUCUAUGAGUUUGUUAAACCAACUGUAUGUGACAGUGCAUACUGUGCAGAUGUGAACAGCAUCAACCAAACCUUCACAACUGUCUCACCAGUGAUCACCACAACAGUUUCAGGUGUAAAUAUGACACAGCUGUCAAACUGCUCGGAGACCUCAUGCAUACAGAAUCUCCUCAACCAGAUAGAGAAUAUUACAGUUCUCUCUUUAGAUAAUGUGAAAAAUCUUUUUGAUCUGGUAUUUAAUACUUCAGAGAAGAUUUCCAUCUCAUCAUCGAGUGACCCAAAUAAACUAAAGUCAGAAGGAAACCAGGUGUUAAAAGCCAGCGAGAAGCUCGUUUCCAUGUUGGUGAAGCCGACAAACAUUUCUGACAAUGUCAGUUUCACUCGUGAGUCUGUAGAGGCACAAGUCUUCAUGGUUGGACCACAGGUCACAUUAAAUGAAAUUCCUCGGCUCGACACAACAAAUGCAUCUGUGGACAUUGAUCUCAUUGGGAUUGUCAAGAAUAACAAUGAAACAGGAUCAGGAUCAGCUGCUGUGGCGUUCAUGAGCUACACCACAGUGGAGAAUCUACUGAAGGCAGAAUUCUUCAACACAUCAGAUAACACAUCAGUUAAAACCAUGAUGUCCACUGUCAUCUCAGCUACUCUUCCAAAAACCACCAACAAACAGCUCACAAAACCAGUCAACUUCACCCUCAAACACAUCAGAGAGUUUGUGUCUGGAGGGAAUAUGUCGUGUGUGUACUGGAACAUCACUGAGUGGAUUGUAGAUGGUUGUUCUGUUUUAGACACAAACAGCAGCUACACUGUGUGUUCAUGUGUUCAUCUGUCAACAUUCGCUCUCAUCAUGCAAACCAGCAGCACAGCACCAGAGGAUGAUCAUCUGAUGAAAGUGUUGAAUUUAGUGGCUGUGCUGGUGGGUCUGGUGUUUAAUAGUUUGGCUCUGUUGACUUUUGCUUUCUGUCGAUGGAAACCUGGAGUGAACAAUGUGGCUCGAAUCAACCUCUGCAUCAGUCUGCUGUCGGCUCAUCUUCUGUUCUUACUCACACAACGCUUCCUCAAACUCAUCAAACCUGACCAGAUGUUCUGUAAUGUGCUGUCAGGAUUUCUUCACUUUCUCUUUCUCUCCUGCUUCGUGUGGAUGUUCAUUGAAGCUGUGCUGCUCUACAUCUGUGUGAAGAACCUAUCACAGAUCAGCUCCAGACAGAGGGCGGUGCUUAGCAGCAGGUUCUUGAUUGUGAUUGGAUAUGUCAUUCCUCUGGUUAUAGUGGGCGUGUCUGUUGGAUUGGUUCCUAAAGGCUAUGGCAGUGACAAAUGCUGGAUUAAACUGAACUUAAUCUGGAGUUUUCUGGGACCUGUUUGCGUCAUUCUCGCAAUAAACAUGAUUCUCUUCAUCAGAAUCAUCAUCAGUCUGAACUCAACUCUCUCAAAGCUGAACGCUGAAGUUUCACGGAUGAAACAAACCAAGAUUAUGGUUUUUAAAACACUGGCUCAGUUUGUUGUUCUUGGUUGUCCCUGGAUUCUGGGUUUCUUCACUAAAGACAAUAAGAUGAUGGAGAUUCUCUUCCUGAUCCUGAACUCACAGCAGGGAACCUUCAUCUUCCUGAUCUACUGUCUCCUCAAUAAUGAGGUCAGACAGCAGUAUGUGAAGUGGAUGAGAGCUCUGUUCCCCGGACUCAAACCCAAAACCAUCAAAGACGCCCCCAAAAAACACUGAGGACCUGAAGUUUCACUUUUAAUAGUUAUUACAGUAAAAUACUACAGAAGAAUCAUUUAUUUUAUAUUAUACAUGCCAAUCUGUAUAAGUCUUACUUCAGAGGUGUCUGAAUGUUUUUUUUAUCAUCUCUAGUACAAGGAAACUCUUUAUUUGGUGGGGGGUUAUGUUUUAUGUUUAGUAAUACUUGUUUUUAUAUUUACAAAUAUUCUUGUUUGUCUGGAAGAAAACAGUGGCAUUUCACUAUUUCAUGUUUCCUUAUUACGCUGAUGUUCAGUUCAUUAUGACACAAUAGAAGAGUGAAAUCUAUUGAAUAUGUUAAACAGCCUCUUUUACUC
Triplophysa dalaica is the source of this 2497-nucleotide messenger RNA. Its product is annotated as adhesion G protein-coupled receptor E3-like. Gene Ontology annotation, molecular function: G protein-coupled receptor activity. The transcript is spliced from 17 exons. Gene Ontology annotation, biological process: adenylate cyclase-activating G protein-coupled receptor signaling pathway; cell surface receptor signaling pathway. Gene Ontology annotation, cellular component: membrane. The record is from RefSeq and is a predicted model, not a curated record. The coding region runs from base 54 to 2162 and encodes 702 amino acids. NCBI's taxonomy places the organism in Eukaryota, Metazoa, Chordata, Actinopteri, Cypriniformes, Nemacheilidae.